UUACGAAAGUACAGGUGACAUGGAGGAGCAACACAGGCUACUUCUGCGGAAGAAUCGGAGGAAGCUGGUUGAGGGAUUGCAGCUGACCGAGCUGUGCGAUGUCCUCAUACAGAAGGGGAUAUUUACCAACGACAUGAUAGAGGAGAUCCAGAUUGCCGGGACACGAAGGGAUCGAGCUCGGAAACUUGUGACUGACCUAGAAACCCGUGGCAGCAAUGCAUUUCCUCUGUUUCUGUUAAGUUUAAAAGAAACCGGGCAGCAUUGGCUUGUGGACUUGCUUCUAAAUGAUAAUGGAAACCAAGUAGUAAUCCCCCAUCUAGACCCUGAUCCAGUGCCACAGCCCCUGUCUAAACCUGUUUCAGAAACAGGAUUUUCUGGUGCUAAAAGGACAGUGAAAUUUGACAAAGAUAAGGAUUAUCCUAUGACCUCGGAUCCUUGCGGCUACUGUCUUAUUAUCAAUAAUAUGGAGUUCCUGGAGUGCUCCAAUCUGUCUUACAGAACAGGUUCAGAUAUCGAUCGGCAGAAGCUGGAAUACAGACUGCGCUCAUUUCGUUAUGAUGUUGUGGUAAAGAAUAAUCUGAAAGGGGCGGAAAUUCAUGAAGAACUGCAGCAGUUGGCGAAAAAAGAUCACAGUCAGCGGGACUGCUGUAUGGUGGUGAUACUGUCUCAUGGCUGUGAGACUCGACAUGUUCAGUUUCCUGGAGGUGUUUAUGGGACAGAUGGAGUUCGCAUCCCAGUGGAAAGAAUUGUGAACUAUUUCAAUGGCUCUAACAGUCCCAGCUUGCGGGGAAAACCAAAACUAUUCUUCAUCCAGGCUUGCGGGGGAGACCAGAAAGACAGAGGCUUUGAAGUAGAUGCAGAGGGGCCACCAUCGAGUGAGUCCUCGGACUCCAUUCAAUCUGAUGCAACCCCAGUCAGGGCAGACAAGGAUACAGAUGAUGAAACUGACGCUGUCGCAAGUCUCCCAACUGCUGGUGAUGUUCUGGUUUCCUAUUCAACUUUCCCAGGUUAUGUGUCCUGGAGACAUAAGGUAACUGGAUCUUGGUAUGUUGAGAUUCUCGACAAAAUCCUUAGUGAGCAUGCAGGAUCAGAAGACCUCCAGACACUCCUUGUGAUGGUGGCAAAUGAAGUUUCGUCGAAAGGAACCUAUAAGCAGAUCCCCGGAUACUUUAACUUUCUUCGAAAACGUUUUUACUUUAAAACGAAUUAGAGACCAGCCAUAGACUUUCUUUUCAUGCAGAUGUCGCCCCAAAGAAGGGGUUUAAUCAAUAAGAUAAAUGAUAUCCUCCGCUACUUGAGAUACGUUGGCUACCAUUUUGGAUGAAUCAAUUAAAGAAGCUGAAAUUUGUGCCAUUUUAAAUGUUUUCCAUGUAAUAAAUACUGUAUUCUGAGUUUACGCACUUAAUGUCUGGUUGGCUGGAGACACCAAAACUGAAAUUUUCUUUUUAUUUUAUAUUUUCUAUUAAAUAUUUUCUACUUA
Molecule: messenger RNA, 1480 nt
Organism: Bombina bombina (fire-bellied toad)
Lineage: Eukaryota; Metazoa; Chordata; Amphibia; Anura; Bombinatoridae
Gene: CASP9
Product: caspase 9
Exons: 9
Coding region: 20-1210 (396 amino acids)
Biological process (GO): proteolysis; regulation of apoptotic process
Molecular function (GO): cysteine-type endopeptidase activity
Source: RefSeq, a predicted model, not a curated record